Molecule: messenger RNA, 2037 nt
Organism: Leguminivora glycinivorella
Lineage: Eukaryota; Metazoa; Arthropoda; Insecta; Lepidoptera; Tortricidae
Exons: 5
Coding region: 154-1818 (554 amino acids)
Source: RefSeq, a predicted model, not a curated record
AGGUUCGCUCGACAGCGGCAGCCAUGACAGUUACAUAUUUGAAAUUUUGAAUGUUGUGUUGUGCUUUUGCUUUCACCUGACGCUGAAGUAAAACAAAACCUCUGAUUGUUAUUUUAUAUUUUUACCGUGCUUGUUGUAUUUUAAUGAGUGAGGAUGGAGGAGAGAACGAUGGGGAAAGUAUCUUUUCAGCCAAAAACGAUGGCAGAAUUGCUUCCUGAUCUUGCUCUAAGCGGUAUACUAUCUAAGGAUGCAAUUUUAACGCUUACUGGUAAAAAGAAGCCACGAAAUACUAUGGCAAUUAACCGAACAGCUGAGAAGGUCGUGAAGCCACUUACAAUGGCUGAAAUAAGAGCUGAAUUACAAGCUUUCAAAGGUUCCACCCCCGGUAAGGCUCAGCCGGCGCCAUCAACGAAGAAGAAAGGCUGGAACUCCUCCGUGAAAGUGGACAAGAAAAUAAACCACAGGGUGGAGGGGAAACUGAAAAACAAUUCGGUCAGAAAGGUGCUCAAUUUCCCGCCCCCUAGACCUGUAGCUCCAGUUCAGGCUAAAACGAUUAACUCCCGUGUAUCGAUGAUGCCUCCUGCUCACUCGAGAAUGACUUUGACGGCUCCAGUGUCCAAGGCCAGGAUGACUCUCAUGCCUCCUGAGACUCCAAAGUUUCCUAAACCAGAACACAGGGCAAAGAAGGCACUGUAUAUUCAAGCUAAAACAAAUGUGCGGAUAAGUGGCAUAUGCAACAUUCCAGAAACACCAGUGGAAACUAAACCUGCCAAACCACGAGUUACUAUUGCCAACAAAGAAAACAGCUCAUACCAAGCUAAUAUAAAUAGAAAAUCCAUUGCCCCCAAGCUUAUCAACCAUAAGAGGCUGGUCCCAACCAAACCUGACACGCCUUUAUCCAACGACUCCUGGAAAUCUGGCAGUGAUGCCAGUUUCAUACAAAAAGAAAAGGAAAUCCAUGAGUCUGAAGCCAUGACUAAUGCAAUAUUACAUGCACAACGCACUCUCGAGAAGAUAGCAGAAGUUUCACCACCCAUCACAACACCAUUCAGGAAGUACAGAAACAAUAUAGAAAGCAACAAUUCCAGUGUGAUGGACAAUUCAAACCCUGAAAAUGACACAAUCAUGAGCUUUGACAACCCUACUAUGUUAGAAAGAGUCAAUAAUCAAGAUGAAAGACUGAAGGAAAGUCAAAAAGUUGCCAGAGAAGAAAGGGUCUUUGUGUCAUUAUGUGACAUGCUGAAUAAAGCCACUAUCACUAACUCGGAGAGUGAUAAACUGGAUGAGCUACUUGAAGUGAAGCAGAAGCAGACUGAGCACAACAUUAAAAUGAUAGAAGAUGGUAUUCAAGCUCUUAUAAAUAUCAAAGAAGAGCAAUAUAAAUCACUAUAUGAAAUCAAAAAGCAGAUAAGAGAAAAAGUAAACAGUAAAAAAGUGUCAGACAAUGAUAAAGACACUACUUUAGUUGGUAAUACCGCAGAACCCCAAACUCCUCUAAAGAGUCCAGUGCUUGGUCAUCCUUGUUCAGUUAUCAGACUAAGUCCAAAAUCCCCUACUUAUAAGAUACCUAAAAGAACUCCAUGUUUAAGAAAAAAGGUGUUUUACAAAUCAAUGCCUAGUGUUGUAAUGACAGAUAUGAGCACUCCAGUAAAAUUGGAUGGUGGGAAAGCUUUAAAUAUGUAUAUGAAAAUGAAGGAACAGUUGCAUUUCUUGAACACUCCGCUGGUGAAAUCUCGACCGGCGAUGGUUCCCGACACGCCAGCCAUCACGUCGCAGAAUCUUCAGAUGCAACUGAACAAAUUAUACAAUAAAAGCUAGCUUGAAUACUGGAAAUUUGUAUAUUUACAUUUUUAUGGACUUCAUAAAUUGCAUUUUAAUCUGUGAUUUUAACUACAAAGGAUAUAUUGUGAAGAAUUUCAGUAAUAAGAAGUGAUUAUUGUCUAGGAGAAAUUUUAAUAGAAAACUCCAAUAAAACAUACAAUUUAUAAAGAGACAUGCUAUCUUUUGCAGCAUUUGUCAUUAAAUUUCAAUUAUUCC